AUUGGCAAGCGGAACAUUUCCGAAGCAAUCGGCAGGUUAUCUGAGUCGUAUAUAUCUUCUCAAUCCUCGCUGAAAGAUGUAUACCUAAAGCAAGGCUUUUACUUCAAAACCACCAUAGAUACACCCUCAGUGUAAUUCGACAACCCUGAACACCUCACUAGACAUAAUGUCCCUUGAAGCUGCGAUCCCACCCCAUCUCCGCACCACACGCUCCCAACCCCUCAACACUCCACCAUCCUACACACCUCCCGUUCCAGCUUAUACUGCCCGCUUCCCUCAAUCUACAAAGCAUCUCGUCAUCGCCAUUUACGGCGCCCAAACAAAAUCCCUCCCUGCCUCCUCCCUCCACCCUCUCCUCAAAUUCAUCCGUUCCACCCUUACUUCCGCCCCGGAACAUUGGGAUACCGCCUCUAGCACCGACAGUCUCGGCUAUCAAACCCACGUCGUCAUCGCAUACUGGCACAGCAGCACCGCGCACGCUGCAUGGUCUGCAGCGAGCGGCUUCGAGGCGUGGUGGGCCGACCUGCAACCCGGUCCAGUCGGCUGGUUCAAAGAGGUCUUCACCCCACCGAUUGACCGUGUCGAGACUGUGUUUUCGGACCGCGUAGUGCCUGAGGGCGUGGCGCAUAUGCGCGAGGACAUGAGUGGGGAGAUGCGCGAGCAUGUGUAUUGGGGCAGUAUGCGUGACCGGAUGCCCGUGGCACAGACGGAUGCGUUGGAAGGGGAGGUGCGAAAGGGGGAUGGACAUAUGGGAGAGGCGGAUGGUGAUGUAGACACGGCUGAGAGGCGGGUCCGGGUCCGGGGCCAGAGAAAUCUGUGCGUGAUACGAUCCGGGCAGGAUUGGUCUGAUACGAGGCCUGAGGAGCGCAAGCUGUAUCUCGAGACUAUGCAUCCUGUGCUCGAGAAGGGGAUGUGGUUUCUGCGCGACGAAGGAGGUGAGAUUGGAUGUCUUGAAAACAGGCUGAUGACUGUGCUCGACCCGGAGAAGUUGACUACGGGGACGGAUAAGACAUUUGGACUGGGAUAUUUUGACAGUAUGGAAAGUCUGGAGAAGUGGAGUCGGGAGCAUCCGACGCAUAUGGAGAUAUUUGGAGGGUUUCUUAAGUAUGUAAAGCAAUUGGACAACGAUUAUACCCUGAGGCUGUUCAAUGAGGUUCUGGUGUUGCAGCAGGAGCAACAAGAUUUUGAGUAUAUUGGGUGUCAUCCGAAGACUGGAAUGUUGAGUGUUGGUCCGGAGUCCUGGAUAUUAUGAGCUCUCAAAUAGGUGAUGUCAGAGCUGUCGUCUGGAAAAAGGGUUGACGACACAACUCUACAUGGUGAACAACUUGGUAGUCUGUUAUGUUCUUUGUGCAGACCAGUGGAUAGGUUGCGAGAUAAAGAAAUCACCAGGGACAUUAUCUCGUGGCAUUACUCAUGGUCCUCGUUUCUAGCUAAUAAGGUCGUGAACAAACACACUGGUAGGCCCGUGAAACAUCCGAUGCAAGAGGUAUACUGCUCAGAACAGA
Messenger RNA from Pseudovirgaria hyperparasitica, 1505 nucleotides. RefSeq lists its product as uncharacterized. The transcript has 3 exons. The coding region runs from base 167 to 1252 and encodes 361 amino acids. Lineage: Eukaryota; Fungi; Ascomycota; Dothideomycetes; Acrospermales; Acrospermaceae. The record is from RefSeq and is a predicted model, not a curated record.